CGUUGUCACCACAACUACCCACUUCACUCUCAAUAUUUCAUGUGCUCUUAUAUAUAUACUCCCAAUCAUAUUGGUUUAUCACCAUUUUUCGCUUAAAUAUUCUUUGCUGAAACACAACCAUGGCAUCCCUUUUGGUCGUCCUAUGUACUUGUGUGAUCGUUUUCAUGGCUGCCACGAAUAGUGUUGAAGCUAGCGUGCAAUUCAAAGUUGGUUGGCAUGUACCUGCCCCCAACAAUACUGAAUUUUAUAUCAAAUGGGCUGAAAAGAACAGAUUUCAAAUUGGUGAUGCUCUUGUUUUUGAGUACCAGAAUGACUCGGUUCUUAGUGUGGAGAAAUGGGAUUACAUUAACUGUGACGCAAGUAACCCCAUCACUGCUUUUGACAAUGGAAAGAGCACUUUCAAUCUUGAUAGGCCUGGAGACUUCUACUUCAUCAGUGGAACCGAUUAUCACUGCAAUAAUGGGCAAAAACUUGUAGUGGAUGUGAUGCACCCUCAUCCUAUUCCCAAAUCUCCACCACCCAUUUCGCUUCCACCACAAAGCUUUCCACCAAUGGCUCCUCCACCAUCGGAUGAUAGCUCAGAGGUUCCAUCAUCAGCCUCCACGCUUCUUACUACAAUUGUUAUGUCUUCUUUGGUCACAUUUGUUAGUGUCAUGAUGCUGUUAGCACCCUGAAAUAGUUGGUUUUCUUUUCUUGAUUAAUUGCUUCUGGAAUACCAGUUGUUUA
Cajanus cajan (pigeon pea) is the source of this 726-nucleotide messenger RNA. Its product is annotated as early nodulin-like protein 7. NCBI's taxonomy places the organism in Eukaryota, Viridiplantae, Streptophyta, Magnoliopsida, Fabales, Fabaceae. The record is from RefSeq and is a predicted model, not a curated record. Gene Ontology annotation, cellular component: plasma membrane. Gene Ontology annotation, molecular function: electron transfer activity.